AUGGCGGCAACAGAACUACCAAAGCUCCCGGUUCCUCACAAUGAGCUUGCGAGCUUCAUUGCAAAGAAUCCUCAAACGCCUGUGGAGGAGUUGAUAGGUCCGUACCGCAAGUAUGAGGCUAAGCUCCGUCAUCUGUACGCCCAGGACCGGAACAAUGCCAUUCUUGACGAUCCUCACCUCAAUGUCUUGCCACUCUUCACCAAGGAUACCCCGGAUAUCAAGACUCGUGCCCGAGAUCUUGAUUCAGAAUCUGCAGAGGAGAAGGAAAAGUAUAUCAUGUCUCUCCCGGAGGAUAAGCGUCGAGCAAAUGGGUCGCCUGCUGUCGUGGAGUCUCUGAAGGAAUUCCGACACAACUUUAGCGUCUUCUCAGAGUCUUCGCUGGUAGACAUGGAUUGGAGCAAUGUCGUGGCUGCUGGUUCAUCCGCGGUUAACUGUCUCUUACCCGUGCCUGCGGAAUACAAGAAGUCCAAGAGAGCUCUGCGCUCAUACUAUCAUGAGAUAUUUGCUCCGGCUUCUGACAUUGACCUCUUUCUGUACGGGCUUGACGAGCAACAGGCAAUCGAGAAGAUCAAGCAGAUCGAGGCCAACGUGCGGGAUGCAAUUCUAUCCGAGACCACGGUCGUUCGCACCAAAAAUGCAAUCACCAUCUGCAGCCAAUAUCCAACGCGGCACAUCCAGAUUGUGUUGCGAGUCUACAAGAACGUGUCCGAAAUCCUGACUGGAUUCGACAUUGACUGUUCCGGUGCUGCUUACGAUGGGACCCAGGUCUACUGUACGCCAAGGGCACUGGCGGCCUAUAUCACUCAAGUCAACCCCAUCGACCUGAGCCGCAGAAGUCCUUCAUAUGAAAACCGCCUGUCAAAGUACAGCCAUCGCAAUUUUGAAGUCUAUUGGUCUGAGCUCGAUCGCUCAAGAGUUGAUCCCACCAUCUUUGAGCGCAGUUUUGGAAGAACUCUGGGCCUUGCGCGUCUACUUGUCUUGGAGCGGUUGCCGACCACCAAUGCUCGAGAAGAGUACCUCAAAAAGCGCAGGGAAGAGCGUGGCCGCCCGGAGCUUAGCUUCACGUAUCAUUACAAGCUUCACGGGAAUAUCAAGGAUGACCACGAAGAUGAAGUUGCUGACUGGGUCAACGAAGACGAAGUCUCAAACUACCACACUUUCUCUGUUCCAUACGGCGAGAGGUUCAACGCCAAGAAAAUCGAGAAGCUGUGUUAUACCAAGGAUCUGUUGCUCAACGCCGAAUGGAACCAGAACGAUGAUCGCGAGGUUUACCUUCACAGGCAUCCAGCGUUCUUCGGUCGUGUGGAGGACAUCAUCACAGACUGUUGUGGCUUUUGUCCCAAGCCGGUGACCGAUGAAGAAAUUGAGAUUGCCGAGAAAGAGAGUGAGAUAUACGUAUCCGGCAAUGUUUCCUUCCGGAUUGACGACCCCGGACGCCAGCAAAUUGGCUCCUUCAACCCUCUCACUGAUGACGAUUGGACUGAAAUGGCGUACGUCGGCAAUACAGCACGGCUGUGCCAAGCGAUCGUUGACAAAGAUCUGGAACAUGUUCAGGACUGGCUGUCACAAGAGGGCGCAGACCCUAAUCAGAGGGAUUAUACGGGCAGAACGCCUUUACAUCUUGCUGUCAUCAGUUCUACACCAGAGAUUGUGCAGUGUUUGGUGGACCAUGGAGCAAGACUCGUUGCCCGUUUGGCUGAUGGUAGAACUGCACUUCAUCUUGCAGCUGCCAGAGGCAGCGUAGAAAUGGUGAAGAUUCUUCUUGAAAAGAGUUCCGCCAACGAGGAGGAGGAAGAAGACAAGCAAGACAAGCGCCGAAAAGCUCGUGCUGCUGAGAAGGCCGCAUUGAAGAAAGCCGGUGGCGACGCGGAAACAGAUGAAGACUCAGAAGAUUCGGACGGCGAAUGGAUUGCUGAUGAUGAAUCUGAGGAUGGAGUCCAGUCUGUUGUAACGGGCUCAUUCGUCAAAGUCCCUGAGAACGACGGAAAGAACACUUCAGAGGACGUGGUGCUUGAUGACAACGAAUCAGAUCCAGACUUCUACAAUGUGGAUGUUGUCGCUUGGGAUUCACACUGCAGUGCUCUGCAUCUUGCAAUCCUCGGUGGCCAUACAGAGGUUGUCGAACUCCUGUCGCAAGAGUUCGCCGCGGAUAUUUUGAUGCCGGUCAAGUCGGAACCCCAGAAAGCCAUCUUGACCUUGGUGCUUGCUUUGGCACUGCCAAUGGACAAAGCUGUCAGUAUGGCCGAGUUGCUGCUGGCUCUCGGUGCGACCUCUUCUCAAGCAGAUGCCGACAGUAUUACCGCUUUCCAUCGCUAUGUUCAGAAUGGAAACCACAAACUUGUCGAGACCUUGUGGGAAAAUGAUAAGAUGGGGCUCAAGACAGCGAUCAAUCAUGUCGCUGUGAACGGUAGCACUUGGAACCCCUGUGCAACAACGCCUCUUAUGACGGCAAUCGACAAAGCGGACCCGAUCUUGGUACUUCGACUACUUGAGGCAGGUGCCAAUCCCCAGAUCGACUUCGAGUCGUGGCUGAAAGGCGCCAAGAUCUCCUUCGAGAGUAGCUUGAGUGAUUACGAGAGCAAUCAGAAGAAGUUCAGGUCAUCGACUGAGCAGCCUCUCAUCAUCGCAAUCCAAUCUACCCAUCCUGCUAGCGCCUUGAAGCUUCUGGAGAAGGGUGCCGAUCCUAACGUUAUUACCAAGGGGAGCCAUGACUUGAUCCAUAACGAGUGGUCACGACGAUAUAACAAAGGACAUGCUGCGAUUGAUGUAGUUCGAAACUGUAUCAAAGCAUUGAAAAAAUACAAGGGUGAGAAGACGAGGUUCAGCAAUCCACUGAGCGCCCAAUCCUGGCGCUCAGAGCAACUCUAUGAGGCGCCAAAGCUGCCAGAGACUUUAACCUCUUUCGCGCAGAAGUUCCAAGAGGGUACCUACCAGCAGUGGGUAGUUUCAGCCGACGUGAAUUCCAAAGUCAAGUCCUUCAAUCGGGAGGUGGAAGUGUUCAACAAGGAACGUGAGGAGCUUACCAGUGCCAAGGGUCUCAAUGAGAAGAAGGAAGCUAUCGCCGACUUGAUAGUACAGCUUGAGGAGGUUGAGAAGGCUCUGAUAGAGAAAGGUGCUCUGACUUUCGCCCAACAGUAUCCUGAGAUACAGGCUCCUCCAGAAUCGAACAGCUCAUCAAACGGCGAUGCAGCGUCUCACGAGUACCAAUAUGAUUUUAACUUCAGGGGUACCACAGACGUCACCGAGACCCGGAAAGCCGCAUACAUUGAGCUAUUCGAGGCAGCAUGGAACGGUGACCUCGAGAAAAUAAAAUCACUCACGUUGUCAUCUUGGGGCACAGAUGCCUCCGAAGCUCCAUUGAAGUUGGCAGUCAACGACCCAGCUGGCAACACUCCAUUCUCAUUGGCCUUCCUUAGAGGCCACCUUGACGUUGCGAAGGGUGUCCUUGAAAUUAUACAAGCCCAAUGGGCGCCUCCAGAAGAGAAGAAAGCACGCUACCGAAUGGCGGGCGAUGACAACGACAACGAUGAAGAUUCUUGUGAGGAUUCGGAAGCUGAUAGUGACGACGAAACCCCUGGCAUCCAUAAGGAGAUCCUGGAUAACAAGGUCACCAUUGAUAACAUUGGGGAGGUAUCGAUGCAAGUCAAGAGCGAUGUAUUGGCAAAAAGCUUUUUGUACAGGCUCGUGCCGACUUUUGUCAUGGUCGAUGGUAAAGCCGAGGAACCAAGUGGUCACAGUAAUCUGCUUCAGUUUGCCAUCGACAAGAACGACAGAGACCGCUUCGACUUCAUCGUCAACACCGACAUCUACUUCACGAGCAACAAACCGGACUCCAUGGAAGAAGACGAGUCUGCCAAGUUUUAUGCCUUUCCAGAAAGCGAGUUCGAGCGCGCUGUCAAAGCUGGUCGCACAGAAAUGCUGUCAGAUAUCAUCAAACGGGCCGGUGCCGGAAUUCCCUUGGAGCACCUCGUCAAGAAGAGCGGCGUGGAGAUGAAAACCAAACCCCGUUACUAUCAAGGACUCACUGUCUACGGUAAGAAGCGAUCUGAUUGGGCCAACGCUGGUCGUAACCUGAUGGUAAAGGCCACCGGGACCCAUGUACCACCGCUGCUUACGGCUGCCAUCAAUGGAUCCCUCGCUUCUGUGGAAUGGUUCCUGAGUGACACUCCGACGAGGCAAUAUCUCGAGUUCGGAAAGUCCAAAGUGGCAAAGGAGGACCCACGUUUGAAGCAUCUGGUUCAGUCUCCUGGAGGAUUUGAUAGGGCCAUCAACAAAUGGCUGGGCCUCCAAAACGAUCUAGUCAUCCACUGCGCUGUGAUGGGCCCUCUCGGCGACGAGACGAAUCGUCUCCUUGCAUACCUAAUCAAGGUCUGCCCUUCUUCCCUCGAGACAAAGUCGGAGCAAGGCUUUACGCCAUUGUUCCUGGCAUGUUUGCUUGGGCGUGUUCAAUUUGCCAAGACGCUGAUUGACGCUGGCGCGAAUCAAUGUGUCAAGGAUACUGAUUACAAGAACAUAGUCCAUGCGGCUCUUACCAAUCUCGGCGCUCCGCUUGACAAGCUUCGGGAGCUCCUGAACCUUCUUGAUCCCGAACUCAGGUCGCAUCUCUUCGUUCAACGGAGCCACCUUGGAUCGGGCGGUGAAACGCCCUUACACAUGUGGCUCACCACGGCGAAUCCGUCGCCGAAUGAUCGUUACAACUAUAGCUGGCAGCGAGAUCAGCCUGAGAACGAAGACAACGUCAAGAUGCUUCAGUUGCUCCUCGAGUUCUCCAAGGGACAGGAGCUUGGCAUAAUGAACGGUGCGGGAGAUACCGUACUUCACAGCGCUGUGCUUCACCAGCUGCCAAAGCACAUGAAAGUUAUCCUGGAGCAGGACCCCAAGCUUCUGUAUCGCGAGAACUCUGUCGGCCGGACCCCCGUCGAGAUUGCUUACGACCGCUACCUCAGCCUCCAGGUGCGGUCACCCGAGGAUGUCGCGAUUAAUGCGAACACGGGUCGAAAUCACAUGUCCUGCGCAAGUUGGGAGCCUGAGCGAUUCCUCGACUUCAACAAGAAGGACGGCAGCAAGCCUACCACCAGAAAGGAGCUUGUAUGGCAGGCUGCGCAGGAGCACCUUGCCAAGUUCCCCGGCAAGCGCCGACUGGUGAGCCUCAAUGAGGCGAACGACGUCGCCAAACGCCUCGGCGAGAGCUACGCCUGGCAGAGAUACCGUACCAAGAAGAUAUCUACGGAUCAAAAUGAUGAUGAUGUGCAGGAGCAAGGCAAAGAGGAGAAGGAGACUGAUUUCGUGGCCAGUCAGUAUUCGUCGGCGAGGUACCAGGCCUGGAAGCAGGAGGAAUGA
This is a messenger RNA of Neoarthrinium moseri, 5340 nucleotides long. RefSeq lists its product as uncharacterized. The transcript is spliced from 9 exons. NCBI's taxonomy places the organism in Eukaryota, Fungi, Ascomycota, Sordariomycetes, Amphisphaeriales, Apiosporaceae. Bases 1 to 5340 code for a protein of 1779 amino acids. Gene Ontology annotation, molecular function: protein binding. The record is from RefSeq and is a predicted model, not a curated record.